CUAGCUGCGGACACCACCAUAGGCACCGCAACAACUUGGCGUCAAACGUGGGGCCUGGAAUCGCUGCCAGACCCCUCGGACAGGACCAGCGGGGCUGCCGCCCCUGCAUUACAAAGCCAUACGCGACAGCCUGCAAGAGGUCCGUGGCCGCUGAGUUACCCCCAGUUGUAGCAGGCCUUGUUUUAGAGGUUGCGCUCCUGGGGAACGGGAGAGGCAGCUUCCCUGGAAGUCUCUCCCCGACAAAGACCCCACCCCGGAUUUUCUGUUGCCCCUACAGACUUGCCUCAGCCCGAGACCAUCAGAACAACAUGAACCCCAACCACCUGCUCAUCCUACUAUGCCUCAUCAUCCCCAGCUAUACGUGGAUCAUUCCGCAGCCAACCAAAAACUUGACUUCCAAGGCUGGGGAUGUCCGGAAAGCCAUCAACCAAAUGAGAGACAUGAUUAAGGACAUCAAAACAGAGACUGGGGAUGGGUUGAGUGACCUGGUGGGAAAUUGGGGUAUCUCGGGCUGGGCCACUUCUAUUUUACAUUCAGGUUUAGUGAUUGUGUUUAUUCUUAUUUUAGCCCUUGUUGUGUUCAGGAUUCUGAGACGGUUGGUGUCCAACCUUAUCACUAAAGCUCUAACAGUCCACGCCACGAACCCGGCUGUGCUCCUCUCUGCCCAGGGACCCGAGGUGGAUGAAGAAGACCAACCAGUCCCUGAACCAGAAGGACCCUGGGUGGAGACAGCUCCCACCUGCCAGCCGUGGUUCGCCGACACCUACCCGGACUCAGAAUUCCUACCCCGACCCAAAUUUAAUUCAUUUUAAGAGACUUUUAAAGACUUUUAUGGACUUUUUCACCAAGUUUUUCGUUUUGUUUAAAACAAAAAAGGGGGAGUUGUUGGGGUGUGUUUUUAGUUCCCCCAUAUUAUGGUUUCUCCCUCUCCCCCUCCUUCUGUUACAUGGUCCGUCCCUCCUUCUCCUCCUCCCUCUUUCGCCUGUCAAUCCUCCCUUUCCCCACCCCAGUUAUAUAACUUUCCUCUGAGUCAUUCCCCAGACCCCACCCCGGGGCCUGUCUGUCACCCUGAGGCCUCUCCCUUCUAUCCAGAACCUUCCAGCCCCUGCCUCAGGUGAUAGGCUGAUCCCCCGGGACCCCUCCUCCCCCCUCACCUCUUUGGAUCCCUCCCUUGAUUGUCAUUCCCUUCACCACUCCCCGGUUAUUCCCCAUUGGCCCACAGUUGUUCCCUCCCCAUGUUGCCACCCCCUGUUAUAACCCCUUGCUGGCUGUAUCCCUUUGCCUUUUGGGGCAUACCCUGAUCAGGUUGAGGUGGGUCUUGCCGACCACCAAUAAACUUGGAGUUUGGUACCCCCUCAA
Molecule: messenger RNA, 1359 nt
Organism: Taeniopygia guttata (zebra finch)
Lineage: Eukaryota; Metazoa; Chordata; Aves; Passeriformes; Estrildidae
Source: RefSeq, a predicted model, not a curated record